This is a messenger RNA of Saimiri boliviensis boliviensis (Bolivian squirrel monkey), 2425 nucleotides long. The record is from RefSeq and is a predicted model, not a curated record. NCBI's taxonomy places the organism in Eukaryota, Metazoa, Chordata, Mammalia, Primates, Cebidae.
GGUCCCGCCGACGCCUGCGCAAUGUAUCCUUACUGCCACCACUGCCUCCAGUCCCGAAUACAGUGAUGGCGGACGGCUCCGCCGCCGGCGCUGGCGGCAGCACAUCCUUAAGAGAGCUGCGGCCACGGCUGGUUGCUGCAGCACACCAGAUUGCAGAAAGGCAGAAACAAGUUGUGGUUAAUAGCAUUUCAUUCCAUUCCUCAAAUAUAAGAUCGACAUUUAAACCAGUAAUCGAUGGAUCUGUACUUAAAAAUGACGAAAAACAAAGAUUAGUAAGAGAGAGGCGGGAGGAGAAAAAAAGACAGCAAGAUGCUGAUAAGGAGACACAUCUACUUGAAAAAGAAAGAAAGACCAGCCUCCGACACAAGCAGCAGAUGGAAGAAAAGCAGAGAAAGCUCAGGGAGCGAAAAGAGAAAGGUGAAAGAAGGAGAAUAGCCGCAGAAGAAAAAAGACACCAGAAGGAUGAGGCAUUAAAGGAGAAAUUUGCAGCCAUUCUUCACCACACAUUGGAAAAGAGGAGACUUGCUAUUGAAUAUCAGCAAAAAAGAUUGUCAUUGGGAGGCUCUGCCAUGGCGAAUUCUGAGAACAAAACUGCCAAUAAACAAUUUUUAUCUGCUGGAAAACUUCAACAGGGAACUUCUUUUGCUCUUGUCAGACAAAUGCCUUCAACAUCUGUAGGCCUUGAAACUUCCAUUGCCAAAAAAAAAACCAACAAGGAGAAAAGCUUGUCUUUAAAUAGAAGAUAUACCAAGGCACAUUCAUCUGCUAAUACAGAACAAGUGGAAAAGAAGCCAGGCGUCCCCAAGUAUGUAAUGCAGUAUGUCACUAUGCCACUGCCUAAAUGUACUAGUGAUGAAUUGAGAGCUUUUAUGCUUCGCAUAUCGGCAGCGAAAAUACCUCCUCAAACUAAAGUAGAAGAAUUUCCCUCAGAAGAAGUAGAGACACCUCCCAAGACACCUCCCAAGAGUAUGGAUGCACCCUCCCCAUUGAAUGUGGAUAUAAUUUCCAACGGAAAUAUAGAGACAAUCCCCACAGAUAAAAUCUCUGAGGAGAGCAUAGACUUCUCCUCUGUGUUGAGUGUGGACCUGUCACCUCUCAUGAGCAUAUCUGAUUCAGACACAUCCUCCGAGUUGAGCAUAGAAGCAUCCUCGAAGGUGCACCUGGAAACAGUUCCCAAGAAAUCAGAAACGGACCAACAGGACUUAGACGCUGUUGCCAAGAAACAUGUAUCAUACAGUGAAUGUCAUACACAGUCGUUUUCUCCUGCGAAUGUUUGUGCUCCACCAUCUCCUGUCAGUUCUAAGAGUCAAAUCCAGAAGAACCAGCUUUCAUCACCUCUGCCAAAACAGUCAAAACAAUCAGCAGACCCUUCCCGUCCCUAUAAAAUGCCUCUUCAAGGUGCCCAAUCUAUGCAAAGUGAAUCAAGCACUGACAAAAAUAAGAAAGAGUCACAGUCUGAUAAUAAGAAUAAGCAUGACAGGGAGAUAAAAAAAAUUUUUGCCAAAUUACGUCACAUUGCUCGUCGAAUAGAAGCAAGACAGGAAGAAGAAAAACGACAGGCAGAAAUGCAGCAAAGGGAUCUUUGUGACACCUGUAUCUCAUCAGACUGGGUCAUCAAGAAAUCAACAGACGUGGAAAAGAAAGAAGCUGAGUUAUUGGAAGCAGAAGAGUUAUUGAAACCCGAAGAUGGGCAACAACAAAAGGAGACUGAAGAGAAGAAGGGAUGGCCGGAUCAGGAAGACCAGGAAGCACCACUUCAGGAAGGGGACACCAAAAUAGAAGCUCAAGGGGAAGCCGACAAACACAAGAAAGAAUACGACAGAAUUAUGUCACAAAAUUUAAAAGGACGCCGAGGAAAGAAAAAGAGAAUAGAAGUUAUGAAGCGGACGAGAAAAACAGAUGUGAAUGCCUCAAAGGUCACAACACCCUGCCAUGACACAUAUGAGGAGGCCAAGUCUACCAGUGAAGAAAGUGACACAGACUCAUUGAAUGAAAUGUUUCCAUCAGGCAAAGAUCCAUCUUCAAAAUUGAAAAUGUCAAUUAAAAAUAUAAAGAAGAUGCCGCCCAAGCUGGUAUUUCUACGAGACAGUGACAGCCAGGUCUAUAAAGAGCCAAAGGCAUAUUGUAAUAGUGAUUUAAAAACCUACAGACCAAAAAGCGCGAAAGACACUUCAACACAGUCAUUCAUUUCAAGACCAUCUACUAAAAGAAUGACCAGUCGUACAACAAAAACCAGAAACGCAGAUGAAACCAAUACCACCAACAGAUCCUCUCCACAAACAAAAUCUGGAUUCCAUGACAUGUUGCCAAAGUUUCCAGACACCUUUAGACGAUAAGAGAAGCAGCAAACCUGUUUAUUCUAUUCAGUUAUGUAAACUUUUCUCAGCCUGGAAGGUAAAUACAUCGUCCACUUAGAUAACUCAAC